Molecule: messenger RNA, 1021 nt
Organism: Pungitius pungitius (ninespine stickleback)
Lineage: Eukaryota; Metazoa; Chordata; Actinopteri; Perciformes; Gasterosteidae
Gene: tmem254
Product: transmembrane protein 254
Exons: 4
Coding region: 67-438 (123 amino acids)
Source: RefSeq, a predicted model, not a curated record
CUCGCCGCUGUUUCCACACGGUCGUAUUUGAUAGCGGGACCAGCGCAGCACGGCGGAGCAGCAGCCAUGGCUAAAAGUGAUGGAUGCGAUUACUUUAAAAGAACCAGCACGUUUUGGAUCGUCUUCGUGACACUGGGGAUGGGAUAUUACACUUGCAUCGUGUUCGCGCCGGAAACGAUCCCAUUCAAGCAGCUCGGCCCCUUCGGCAGCUUCUGCAGACACUUGGUGGAUAACUACGCUGGCAUUAUGUACAAAGGAUGGUGGGCCUCCUGGGCCAUCCAUGUCACUGAGGCCUACAUUGCAUUAAGGGUGUGCAGCAACAAAGGCAUCAGCGACGCGGCUACUCGCUGCCUGUGGGUUGUCCAGACCUUUCUGUUCGGCUUCGCCUCCCUCGGCCUGCUCAUCAAGUACGACCCCAAGCGCCCCAAACAGCACUGAUUCCAGCGGCAGGGGCCCACAGAACAACGCGGCGUCAACUGCGAUGAGGAAGAAGGUCACUUCCCUGGGCCUCCUCUUCUUCCUCCAACGUCUUUCCUCAUUGAUCUGACAUCCUGCGGUGGAAGAAAAUUGAGCCCUUUCACUGUCAUGCUAUCUCUUCAGAUACAAAGGUGUCCAAUAAUUAUUCCUAAAAUGGAAAUUAAUCUCCAUUUCAUUCCAUCGGUUUUAUAUUAACAGACUGUAGAGGUUUUUUAUUGAUAAUAAUAUUAACAGAUGAAUUUGGCCUGUGCUGAAUAUUUAGUGCAAUACAAGGGGAUCUUUAAUAAGAAUACUUUUGUACUCUUUCUUUACGUUUACAUUGAGCCUGAGAGACAGCAGGAUAUUCUCUCAGCUGCUGUGAUGAAGAAACCUUUUGGCUGCCGAUGGGACGUUGACGUCAACCUCAAAAGUUCUCCGGGUUAAAAUGUAAAGAGAGCUGCUGUACGCGGUUCAUGUUCCCAUCCGCCUUUCAUAUGCUGCAGUGCCUUGAGUUCAACUUUUUAAGUUAACACAGCGAAAAUAAAGAGUGACUUAACAAACUUAA